Nelumbo nucifera (sacred lotus) is the source of this 324-nucleotide messenger RNA. The record is from RefSeq and is a predicted model, not a curated record. Lineage: Eukaryota; Viridiplantae; Streptophyta; Magnoliopsida; Proteales; Nelumbonaceae.
AUGGGGGUGGCGCAAGACGUAGCAGAGCUCGCCCAUGGGUAUAACAUAUCGGAUUACGUUGGGCUUUGCAGGGAUCUGGAUUUACAAGGUCUAAGAAAAAGGAUGAAAGACAUACGUGAGCGGUUGGACAAUAACAAUAUCAUAGAAAAGAUCAUUAUGGAGAAUGAGGAAGCUAGGAGGUUGAAGAAGAUGGGUGAUGGAGGUGGUGUAAAGAAUCUUCUUGAUAUAGUACUUGAUAUAUCUGAAGAUGAGGAAGCCGAGAUAAGAUUAACUGAAACGAACAUCAAGGGAUUCAUUCUGGGGGGACUGAAACAUCUGCAGUGA